This is a messenger RNA of Exophiala xenobiotica, 948 nucleotides long. RefSeq lists its product as uncharacterized. Bases 1 to 948 code for a protein of 315 amino acids. NCBI's taxonomy places the organism in Eukaryota, Fungi, Ascomycota, Eurotiomycetes, Chaetothyriales, Herpotrichiellaceae. The record is from RefSeq and is a predicted model, not a curated record. Gene Ontology annotation, molecular function: transmembrane transporter activity. Gene Ontology annotation, biological process: transmembrane transport. The transcript has a single exon.
AUGGGCCCUUUGAUCGGAGCCUGGAUCACUGAACGACUCUCAUGGGCCUGGUCAUUUUGGAUCGUCUUCGCCUUUUCCUGCCUCGGGUUACAAUUGCUCUUUCUUUGUGGCAUCGAAACCAACACAGCAUAUCUACAGAACUCCAGUCGGUCCUCUAUUCGCGGUUUUGUCAGGAUGUGCGCAAGGGUUUUAGGCAUCUUGAGGGAUCCUAUUGUCAUUAUGCUGACCGUUGAGCGCUCGGUCUACUUUGGGGUCUUCUAUUUCAUGCUUUCAACCUUCGCGGGACUACUGCGGGAACGUUAUCACCUGACGAACUCUGUAUCUGGCGUUUGCUACCGAGCCAUCGGUGGAGGGCUUUGGGCGAGCAGAGUCGCGUUUCGGAUAUGCUCCAGAUGGUUGAAUCGAGAUCGAAAUCUCAAGAGCUUGGCGAGCAACGACUACCACGCAGCACCGGAGUACGUACUAACUAUGGCCAUCGUCGGCUCAUUGACGCUUUCAGCUGGUCUCAUCGUAUACGGCUGGACUGCGGAGAAGCACAAGACCAUCGCCGGGCCCAUUAUAGGGCAGAUUCUGUUUUCUUUCGGUUACGGCAUGACCCCGGACAUUGCAGCAAGGUACCUCGUCGACACAUAUGGACCACGUGCUUUACAAAUAAUUUCGGGCACUAGCGUCCUGUUGGGCAUGUGCGGAUUCGGGUUUCCCUUGUUCGCUCGUUCAUCCAUCCGGAAGUAUGGCUACGGAUUCUCGAGUACGAUCUUGGCUGCGGUGACUUUCACCACGGGCGGGACAGUCUAUAUCAUCCUGUGGCUGUUUGCACGCAAGUUCAGAACGCGAAGUAAAUAUGCACCUGAUCCUCGGAAAGAUCUCGGUCCCAAAUUACCGGCAUGGUCCACGGCUCGGUGGAGGACGGAUCCGGGUCCAGAAGAAGGCGGUGCUGAGGAGGAUUGA